AAGCUGUUAGCUGAAUUGCUUAGCAAUGGUGUCCAGAUAUAUCAGUUCCCAACAGAUGAUGAGACCAUUGCUAAAAUCAAUUCUUCAAUGAAUGCACAUUUACCAUUUGCUGUUAUAGGAAGUAUGGAUGAGGUCAAAGUUGGAAACAAGAUGGUCAAAGCUCGUCAGUAUCCAUGGGGUGUCGUACAAGUGGAAAAUGAGAGCCAUUGUGACUUUGUAAAGCUCCGAGAAAUGCUCAUUUGUACAAAUAUGGAAGAUCUUCGAGAACAAACUCACACUAGACACUAUGAACUAUACAGGCGUUGCAAACUGGAGGAGCUGGGCUUUAAAGACAUGGGCCCAGAGAACAAGCCAGUCAGUCUUCAAGAGACUUACAAAGCCAAAAGACAUGAAUUCUACGGUGAACUCCAGAAAAAGGAAGAUGAGAUGAAACAGAUGUUUGUGCAACGAGUAAAGGAGAAGGAAGCCAUAUUGAAAGAAGCGGAAAGAGAGCUGCAGGCCAAAUUUGAACAUCUUAAAAGAGUUCACCAAGAAGAGAGAAUGAAGCUUGAAGAAAAGAGAAAACUUUUAGAAGAAGAAAUAAUUGCUUUUUCUAAAAAGAAAGCAUCCUCUGAAAUAUUCCAGAACCAAUCUUAUUCUGUUCCUACUGGUAGCAAGAGGGAAAAGGAUCGAAAAAAACUCUAG
Elephantulus edwardii (Cape elephant shrew) is the source of this 684-nucleotide messenger RNA. Its product is annotated as septin-10-like. The annotation marks the transcript as partial. Lineage: Eukaryota; Metazoa; Chordata; Mammalia; Macroscelidea; Macroscelididae. The transcript is spliced from 2 exons. Gene Ontology annotation, molecular function: molecular adaptor activity; GTP binding; GTPase activity. Gene Ontology annotation, cellular component: septin ring; septin complex; cell division site. Gene Ontology annotation, biological process: cytoskeleton-dependent cytokinesis. The record is from RefSeq and is a predicted model, not a curated record.